This is a messenger RNA of Sinocyclocheilus grahami, 1870 nucleotides long. RefSeq names its product immunoglobulin superfamily member 3-like. Lineage: Eukaryota; Metazoa; Chordata; Actinopteri; Cypriniformes; Cyprinidae. The coding region runs from base 27 to 1709 and encodes 560 amino acids. The transcript is spliced from 4 exons. The record is from RefSeq and is a predicted model, not a curated record. Gene Ontology annotation, cellular component: membrane.
CAGUGAUCCCGGACACUCUGACGGUGAUGGCCACUGCUCAGACUCUCUCGAAAGUGGAGGGGGACACGCUACAGCUGAGCUGUGAGGUCACACGCCAGACGUCCCAGCACACUCACGUUUCUGUGGGGUGGUACCUGCGACCCUCUGAUGACCCCAGUUCUGGUCCACGUGACCUGGUCACCUUGUCACGGGACUUUGUUCUACGACCGGGUGGACAGUACCGCCAACGUCUGUCUUCAGGAGAUCUGCGUCUGGACAAGACCAGCCCCACUUCCUACCGUCUCACCAUCUACAAACUGCAGCCCCCAGACCAGGGAGAGUUCUAUUGCGAGACUUCGGAAUGGAUCCAGGACCCGGAUCGCUCCUGGUACGCAAUGACCCGGAAAGAGUCGGAGAAGACGUCUGUCAAAGUUCAGCCCACAGAUCGGGACUUUAGUAUCCAGGUGACCACUGAGCGCCGGGCCUACACGGCUGGUGAGCCGCUGGAGCUCCGCUGCACCAUUGAUGCUCAGAAUGUUCCAGAGCGCUUCUUCUCGGUGUCGUGGGUCUUCAGCAGCUCACCCGUAGCCGUGAUUGGGCCCAGCGCCGUGCCCGUACUGGGACCCAACUACAUGGAGCGGGAAGCCACCGGCCUUCUGACCGUGCGCAAAGAGAGCCCUUCCGUCCACCUGCUCAAGUUGCAGCGUCUACUGCCAGAGGACUCUGGGAAAUACAUCUGCAGAGUGACGGAACGGGAGAAGACCCUCACUGGAGAUUUCAUCGACCGCAGCAAGCGGUCCCGUAAUGUUCAGAUCAGUGUAACACCUCUCAGAAGUAACAUCACUGUGUCAUUAUCCAGUAACACGUCAGAGAUAAUGGAGGGGGAGACCGUCCAGUUGACCUGCGUUGUUAGCAGCACUGUGGGUCCCCUGUCAGUGUCGUGGCAGUGGACAGAUAAGGAGGGGGCGGGUCCCGCUGUGAAUGUGGCUUCAGUGGAUCGUGAGGGCACGGUCACUCCUGGGCCCACCUUUAGGGAGCGCAGCAGCUUUGGAGAGAUCCGGGUGGAGCGGGUUCGACCCGACACAUUUACCCUGUUUCUGUAUAAUGCCUUCCCCACAGACGAGGGCCAGUACAGAUGCAGCGCCACCGAGUGGUCCCAAAGCGGUACUGCACCUGACUGGAUUUGGCAGCAGAUUGGAGACGAAUCCGCCACCAAGACUGUCACUGUAAAAUCAGUUGAAUCUUUCUUCUUCGUGUCAGCCUCCUCCCGUACGCCCAGCGUGACGUUUGGCGACUCGUUUGACCUGCAGUGCAUCGUGAAGCCACGGCACAAUCCCAACGUUCCUGCUGCGGUCACAUGGCGCUUCCAGCCAGCAGAGGGCGACGGAGAGUUCCGAGAUUUGGUGACGUUCACGCGGGACGGCACUCUGCAGUGGGGCGACCAGCUGCUGGGCCUGGGCACCCGUACCAUGGUGGAUCGUACGCCUACGAACACCAACUUCCGCCUCAGCAUCACCCGAGCUGGACGCAAGGAGGCCGGGACGUACCAGUGUGCUGCCCUGCUUUAUCGGAGGAAUUACGAUGGCACCUGGAGCACGGUGGCCAACCGCACCUCAAACCCACUGGGCAUCAGUGUACUGCAGCCUGGUGAGUCUAAAAACGGCUACCGUCGCAGGAAAGGUGCAUGUAGGCUACCUGACUGCUUGACUGAGGGCAAGAACCAACUGUGACUGUUUUGAUGGCACUAAAUUGCAGAUAAGUUUCACUGACACCCGUUAAAGUUUGGGUUUGUAAUGUUUGCUCAUGGCUGAAUGCUGGAGUCACUCGCCAGCCUCGAAAAAUUAGCAUAAUUAAGACAACUCGCACUUUACUGUCACUACAGAAAUAAAGA